Molecule: messenger RNA, 1269 nt
Organism: Lathyrus oleraceus (garden pea)
Lineage: Eukaryota; Viridiplantae; Streptophyta; Magnoliopsida; Fabales; Fabaceae
Exons: 3
Coding region: 1-1269 (422 amino acids)
Biological process (GO): proteolysis
Molecular function (GO): aspartic-type endopeptidase activity
Source: RefSeq, a predicted model, not a curated record
AUGAUGGAAGCUGACAAUGGAAGGAGAUUGAUGUCCUGUGUGGACGAGUUAAAAACACCACUCAUCGAGAUCAAGAAUGCUUUAAUGAGGGAUAAUGCCUUUCCCAUCUGUAGUAAUGACCGUGAACACUGUCUGAUUAACUCGCAACAGUGUAGGACGUUGAAGUCUAUCAUACAAAAAUUAAUGGACCAAGGGAUCUUGGUGGUAGAUUGCCCGUCCACAAAAGAAGAUGUGUCUACCCUCGAGAUACCAUACGACGAAGUCCCUCCUCUGCAAAUUCCAUAUGACUUCUCUCAGUUAACUCUGUCAACAAAUCAUGUUACUCCGAUCAUAAUAACGGUUCCCACACCAUUCUCGUAUGUUGACACCAAGGCAGUCCCAUGGGUGUAUGACACCUCAGUCUACAUUCAUGGCCAGAAAAUUCAAGAAGAACCGUUGAAGUAUAGUGAUCCAAUGAUCAAUAUCACCGGCACUGGUGGAAUUACGAGAAGUGGAAGGAUAUUUGCAUCAACACUCACUUCAAUUAGAAAUAUCAAUCCUUCAACUUCAGACAAAGGCAAACAAAUUGAUGGCGCUAAUCAAAGACAAGACUCCGCACCUUCCAAUGAAGUAGACGUGUCCUUACGAAUUAUCAAGAAGAGCGAUUAUCGAGUAGUUGAUCAGCUUAACCAGACACCCUCAAAGAUCUUAAUGUUGUCUUUAUUAAUAUGCUCAGAGGCCCAUAGGGAUGCUUUGCUUCCCGCCGAGGGGAGGAAUCAUAACAAGGCUCUCCAUAUUUCUAUUGAGUAUGUGGACACCGUCCUAUCAAGAGUUUUGGUAGACACUGGGUCUUCCCUCAAUGUGAUGCCUAAGAGCUCCUUUGUUAAACUAACUGUUGAAGGACUCGUAGUGAAGCCGAGUGAGCUUAUAGUAAGAGAAUUUGAUGGGAUUAGAAGGACUGUAAUCAGUGAGGUGAAUUUGCCUAUGAAGAUUGCCGAUGAUAAACUAGUUAUUGUCGAGGGUGAGGAGGACAUUGUGGUAAGUCACCUCAUGUCUUUCCGAUACGUUGAAGGAGAAUGGGAGAUGAGGGAAGUCACGUUCCAAUCUUUUGAAGUUAUCAAUGUUGAAAUUGUUUGCCCAGCAAAGGAUGAAUCAAAAAAUGUUGAAUCUCCAAUGGCAUCUCUUAAGGACACCCUGACCAUCAUAAAGGAUGGACACCCCCAAGGAUGGGGAAGAUUGCUUGAACUUCCUGCCAAUAAGGACCAUACCGGUUUAGGAUACAACUCCUAG